Molecule: messenger RNA, 1101 nt
Organism: Leptinotarsa decemlineata (Colorado potato beetle)
Lineage: Eukaryota; Metazoa; Arthropoda; Insecta; Coleoptera; Chrysomelidae
Gene: NC2beta
Product: Negative Cofactor 2beta
Biological process (GO): negative regulation of transcription by RNA polymerase II; RNA polymerase II preinitiation complex assembly
Cellular component (GO): negative cofactor 2 complex
Molecular function (GO): TBP-class protein binding; RNA polymerase II general transcription initiation factor activity; protein heterodimerization activity
Source: RefSeq, a predicted model, not a curated record
GAACCAGAACAAACUUGUAGAACCACGUAGACCCACAACAAACCUUAAAUAAGUUUAUUUUGAGCAUACUUGAAAAUUCCCAUGGACAAAGGAAUUUUCAUAGGUGCAUGAAAAUUCGUAAAUAAUAUUGGUUAUUGUCAUUAGUCAAACUUCUUGUGACAUAAAUGUCAUCUGUACUAUAGCUGAAGAAAAAUUAUUUUGAAUUGAAAAUAUAUAAACUAAUAUUGAAGCCUUAACUUCCUCAUUUUGAAAUUUUAAUAUAUUCACGAUCAUUCAUGGCGAAUUCCAAUUCUGCUGGUGCUUUGGGCGGGAGUAAUACCGAAGAUGAUGAGUUGACUCUUCCUCGUGCAAGUAUCAAUAAAAUGAUAAAGGAAUUGGUACCAUCUGUAAGAAUAGCUAAUGAAGCCCGAGAGUUGAUCUUGAAUUGCUGUACAGAAUUCAUACACCUGCUGAGUUCUGAGGCAAAUGAAAUUUGCAACCAACUUCAUAAAAAAACUAUCAAUGCUGAACAUGUUUUAAUGGCUUUGAACAGAUUGGGUUUUUGUGAUUAUACAGCAGAAGCAGAAGCUGUCCUCAAAGAUUGCAAAGCCGUAGCAGCUAAACGAAGGAGGCAAAGCACCCGCCUGGAAAAUCUCGGUAUACCUGAAGAGGAGCUCCUGAGACAACAACAGGAGUUGUUUGCAAAAGCACGACAAGAGCAGGCUUAUGCCGACCAACAGCAGUGGGAACAGCUUCAGGCCGCGGCGCAGCAAGCACAGCUCUCUACACUUCCCAGUGAUGAUCAGGACGAGUAUUCGUAGAUAAAGUUAGAGAGUGAUUUGGGAGAUCUGGAUAGCUGUAAAUAAUUUUGGGGUAACAGACUCACGUGAGCUAUUUGAAUUGUGUUGACCAAUAAUUUGUAUAGUAUUUAUUUAAGUAUACGAAUAUCAAAAUAUUUGAUGUAGGAGGGAAAUGUGUGAUUUUUGACAGUUGUAUUGGAAUGCUCAUUUUUAUAAAAAUUUAAAUUUAGAUGGUCCUUUUGUAUCACAUGUUUUCAUUCAAUUUCGAAAAAUAUGAAGAUAGUAACUGUAAUCUUUUUUCUUGAAUAUAUACAUAAUUAUA